AUGAGAUGACGGAUUGCUCUGCCACCGGCCAUUUACGUCAUAAAAAUUCAUAAAUUAAAAGUUUCUGGAAUUUCUGAUGAAAAAGCAGUACAAACUAUUUGCAAUAAAGAGGAUAGCUUUAGUUCUGCUUAUUUAUCAGAGAUGAUAUCAUGUCUAGCAGAUUUAAGAUUUGAAAAAGAGGAAUGGGCUAAUAAAAUGGCCAAAAAGUUUAUCGAUUAUACUGAAGCUAAAGAGUUUGCUUUUAAAAAUGAUACAGAAUAUAUUAAUUGGUUAUCGAAGUCGCACUAA
Molecule: messenger RNA, 288 nt
Organism: Blepharisma stoltei
Lineage: Eukaryota; Ciliophora; Heterotrichea; Heterotrichida; Blepharismidae
Source: the annotation of a GenBank genome assembly